This is a messenger RNA of Mizuhopecten yessoensis (Yesso scallop), 3721 nucleotides long. RefSeq lists its product as uncharacterized. The transcript is spliced from 2 exons. The record is from RefSeq and is a predicted model, not a curated record. NCBI's taxonomy places the organism in Eukaryota, Metazoa, Mollusca, Bivalvia, Pectinida, Pectinidae. Bases 117 to 3023 code for a protein of 968 amino acids.
AUAAACUUUCCAAUGAUCAUACAUCACAACAGCAAAAAACGACAACGUAUCAAAGUACACAGCAAAGCGAAUUGCGACCCUAUCAGAUACAGGAGGAGGAGAAAUCGAGUGAUGUCAUGGUGGUUCCCAUAUUUCUCUUGAUAUUUUGUGUAGCGGUAGAUGGUCAAAACACAACAAUGAAUGCCACAGACUUCGGACCGUCUACUCCACAAAGCUCACAGGGCGGAAAUGAUACAGUUUUUGAGCCCAAUUCUACAAUGGCUGACCAUCCACUUGGUUCCUCUCGAUCGGAUAACAAUUGCAGUAUUUUUAUCGAUAAGACCAGUGAGGAUUUGGAGCAAGCAUUAGUGGUUGGUUCCAAUAUGCUGUUCAUGAUAUUUUCCUUCAGGAAUGAUAGCCGAACAAUCCCCAUUUCUGUGGAUACCCCUCAGCCCCUUACUUGGGUCCAUGUGUCAGGAAACCAUGGGAAGGGUCUUUUUUGGCUCAGACAGGACUUUGAGAUGUUAUCUUUGACGAGUCUAAGCUAUGGUGUUGACAAUUUAGAAAUAUACAUGUCUGACAGUCCAGAAGGAUGUCUAAGUACGACACCAGCAUCAGAAAUUGCACAGGAUGUGAAAGAUCUCGUUCUUAACAACCUCGCCAGUGAUCCUAUGACAAACAUCUCCUGGAUCGGAAGUGAAAUUUGCAAUGCCAGGUUCAGAUUCAGGGAACACGAAACUGGCACUGAAGUAUACUUUGUGUGUUGCAAAAAGGAUGCAUUUUUCAAGACCACCUGCUACGAACUCAAACGCAACAAAUGGAUGAACGUAUUAUUACUAUGCAUUCUCGUGUUACCAUUUAUUGCUCUUAUGUUUGCCCCGUUAUUGAUACCCGUUGAUCUAUUCCAGGACGGUAAAGCUGACGUAUUUUUUCAACACAAGGUCAGCUCUCAAUUUCAAAUCCGUGUUACUAAACAAUCUAGUCCUGAUCGUACAUCAAAACCACCUCUAGAAAUAUCAAAAACGUAUUUCAAAGAUAUGCCAAGAUUCUGUAGUACUAUAGCAACACUAAAUGAUAAUCUCACAUACGACUGCACUCUGGAAAAGAUAUCUUUUUACGUUGACAGAGACAAUUUAAUCGGGAAGGACACCGAUCCUUUUGGGCCAUUAACAAUGUUAUACACUUUGCUAAGCCGGUACGAGCUGAGAAGACAUUCAUUUGGUGAGGGAAAUUCUUUUCGAGAGUAUAUGACUAUACUUUACGGGAAGAUUUUGAAUACAGGGUAUUUAUUACUAAUAAUCACAUUAGUUAAUAUUCCAAUCAUUGUAAAAUUAAUCUUUUUCAUUAUUCAAGUAAUUCCAGCUUGGUAUAUCACUAACAGCCUGGAAAACCUAGACCUAAAUUCUAACCUUAUACAAUACAGUAGUUUCGGAGUCAGCAUUAUUCCACGCUUGGAGCUGUAUCUUAUAUACCUCGUUCUUAUUGGUCUUUUUGUGCUCGUGCAAUUUUUCAAGAUCCGAGGAACACAUAGAGUAGAUAUUGUAAUUGAAAUUCUAAAACAGUGCCUGCGGGAUUCUCGUAAAAGACGAAUCAAAUUAGCGUUUCAGACGUUAUAUAAAGCGUGUCGUUUUUCCAUCAUUCAGUGCAUUAUGAAAGGAUGGCAUCGUGCUUUUGUGUAUCUCGUACUGUUUCUACCUUUUGUCGUUUUUAAUUUUGUCUUUUAUCUGUUGCCCACAGUAAAUCUGGUGUGCUCUAUUCCUAUCUACCUCUUCUUUUAUGUUCUUUCCAACAAGUGCGGAUGUCUAUCGAGAAGUCGAUGCGUACGAGCGAUAGCUAAAUGCGUAUCAGAUUGGCUAGGGCUCAAUCCAAUUUUUCUAAACCAGACCGAUGGUGAAGAUGUUGAUGACAGUGACAGUGUCAGACAUAAGCCGUGUUCACCAGCCGACACGUUCAUCAUACUCAUUCUGGUGUUUUCGUUGCCUGUGCUUAUCUUUGUGGUACUGGAUUCUUUGUCAUUCUAUAUUGAUAUAAUCAUCUAUGUUCUGAUCGGUCUGCUUCUUAAUGCAUCAGUGACAACCACAUACGUAAUUUUAUCGCUCAUGCUAGUCUUUUAUAUAAGAGACUUGUUCGAUAAUGUGACAAAUCGAUACGUUAAGUUUAAUAACACUAUUAUAGGCGAUGCGAUGACGAAAACAAGAGAAGAUGUUCUCAAAGUAUCAUUACUUAAUGAAAAUCUUCAGAAAAAUACAGCUUUUCAGUUGAUUAACGAAACACCUCUAGGCGAGCCUGAUGCACAAAAAGAGAGCAACUCGCCCAUUGACAACUUCAAGCUAUCCCACGAGGCAGGGGUUCUACUGUGGAGGACAAAACGACUGAUCUUCUUUCUCGACAGGAAAGAUACACCAUACAUACCAAAGAAAUUUUUCACGGAAACGUGUGUCAUGGACUGUGUCGGAACCCCGGGACCACUUGGAGAAAACCUCUGGGCUGUCACCAUCGAUAUAUUGCGGAUUUUUGUAUUCUUAUUUUUCAUCCUGUUAGUUGCUUUGGCGUUCAGCGAGGAGACUGAAUCUCCGGGCACUAAUCAAACACUCACAGUUAUAGCGGGGGGUCUGGUUCCCUGGUUAUUGAGGAAGGUUUUGCAGGUUCCAACCGAAAAAGGUGUUGACGUUGAAAAUCUCCAUUUUCGUGAGGUUUUCAACAAUGCCAUCAGAAAGUAUGAAGAAACAUGGACUGUAGCAGACAUUGACAUUGCAAGCGUCAAGGUAUCUGAGGACCAAACGCUAAAUGAGAUGGAGGUUAUAAGAAGUGAGGAUCGGGAUAUGACACACGAUAGCCAUGAGAUGCCCGAAUGUUUAAAACCUAGCUCUACAAGUCGUGAACUUAGUAUUGAGGCAAUAGAAAAUGUACCAAGUAGCAGUAGAUCUCCAAAAGCAGAUUCACUCGAACAUAAAGAAGAACGAACUACUGGACAAAGCUCGUUCAAACAUGACCAUUUAGUUGUUCUGGUCAACAAGAAGUCAACAAGAUCCCAGGUAGUUUAGAGGUUAUUAUUUAUCCUACGUCAAGGAAAUACAAUGGGGUAUAUCUGUUACCUGUAAAUAUAGAUGAUACAUUCCCCUGUAUCCUUAUUAGUUGUAUCACGUGAAGGUUGAGUUGACGAUUUUUGAUGUUUACCUUAUGUUACCACUUUAACAUUAACAGCAGGUCAAUACUCUCUCCCAUAACGUCAUUUGUAACGUCACAAUGCUUUUCUCCUGGUAAUUUCAUAAGUUCCAAAUAUACAGUUACUGAAUUGCAAUGUUCGAGUACGUCUGGCGAUAUUUCUAUAUUCGUGUUUAUCAUCGUGCCGGUAAUACCGUUGAUAUGACAGAGAGGUGAACACUCCGACUUUCUACACAGACGGCCAAAUUUUCAGUCUCUUAAAGUCGUCAUAUCAUAGAUAAUAAAGGAGAAAGUGGUUCUUUUCCUACUCUCACGACUCAUCAACCCGUGUGGAUUAUAAAAUGGGCUGAGCUGGGUAUUACAGUAUCUGUGCUGUAUCAUUCAGGGAAAGUGGCACUAUAAAAAACAUACCAUCACGUUCACGUAUACACAUACGUUGAUAAAUAAGCAAGGUGACAGAUGAGCUAUCAUUUUAGCCUGUGAAGGCAGCUCCUGUGGGUUCCUAUAAAAUAUGUACUUAUUCGGGGGGUCAGCCCCACCAUUUGUACAAUUUUGAAACCCUGCCUCCCAUGAAUGC